Messenger RNA from Triticum aestivum (bread wheat), 5481 nucleotides. RefSeq lists its product as uncharacterized. The record is from RefSeq and is a predicted model, not a curated record. Lineage: Eukaryota; Viridiplantae; Streptophyta; Magnoliopsida; Poales; Poaceae. The coding region runs from base 1037 to 3934 and encodes 965 amino acids. The transcript has 9 exons.
UUAGCUUGGUGCCGGUGGUUGUUGCUACGAUGCUAACAUUUCUGGCUAUAUGAGCUUGAAUAGGCUACUAGAAGCAUUGCUAAGUAAAGAAUGUGUAAUGCUUGUGUCGUCGCUAUUUAGUUAUUGAACAUUUCUGACUAGUAGUCUAAUAAUUCUAGUCAGUGAGGUUCAAUCAGGCCAGGAAUUUAGGGCUGGGAUGUUUUACUUUACUUUUGAAUAGCUUGGUUCAGUAAGCUGUGGCCAAUGUAGGCUCCCCGUCUCCACGAUUUUGUUGUAGGAGUCUGCAUUUUUCUCUUGUUCGGCUAGAAACAGACAAGGUUAAGGACUACCUGCAGAGUUGAGGAUUGCCGGUCCUUUUUAGAAUAAUAAGCAAGUUCGGUGAAAAUUAAUCAAAGAAAAAGCUAAAGAAAGGGAUACAAGUGCAGGAAGUGCUUCGGAUAGCUCAAGAUUUGUGCUAAUUGAUAAGUUAGUCACAAACAACUUUAUUUACUGAAACCAGUGUGGCUAUGGAAUGUGGGUUUUAGAUGCUUUGAAAAUUUUAGACAACCUCAUUGGAUGUGAUAUUUGUUGUUGCGCUCUUCAUUCCAAAAAACAAUAUUUAGGAGCCGGAUGGUCUCGUCGAUCUCUGACUGGCUGUGGAACUAACUCACCAACUAUACAAAUGCCACGCUAUUAUAAUAAAAGAUAUGAAGGCAGGGAGGGGAGACGAACCUGAAGUCAGAAGCAUCUCCCAUGUUGUACACAACUACCCAAAUCAGAGCAUGAUCUGUGUUGCAGAGAAGCUACUACUGUGGUGGCACAACAACUUGUACUGCUAUUGGACCCAAAAAACAGAGGGAGAAAUGCUAAGCAAAGGAGCCAGCAAAUCAGACUUAGUUCAGAGGACCAACAACCAUGCACCUUUGUGACAUGGGUGGCUGAUGAGGACCAGGUCAAGGAGAAGAGUUGUCUUGGUCGGUGUCCAGCGGCAGCAUGUUGGUAGGGCCCCUAUUCCAGUGCCAAGUAUCAACUUGUAGACUCGUCAGAGUGAAUCGUAAUGUUACUUCUACUGACCAUGGAAAAGGUGCAGCAGCCUUCGAGUCAAUCAGCUCGUGCAGGAAUGGUUCAAAAGCCCAUUCAUUCAGAGCCGACACAUGGACAACAAUACAAGCAUUUUUCUGGAGAGGAGACCUUCAACUCAUUUCGAGCUGAACCAAGAACACAGAUUGAUGCAGCAAGGACGCUACUAAUUGAGCCUCCUAAUCCUUCAGUCCGUAGGGAUGAGUCACAUACUGAACCUGUCCAAGGAACUCUUGCCAGGCCUGGCAAGAGGACACAAAUUGAUGCAGCAAGGACACUACAAAAUGAGCUUCCUAAUGCUUCAAUCCACAGGGAGGAGUCACAUACUGAACCUGUCCAAGGAAAUAUUGCCAGGUCUGGCAAGAGGACAUAUAGAUUUGUAUUUGGUCCAAAAUCGUGGCAAGAAGGAAAUGUCCAGAAAGAGCAGCCUAACCAGGUUGUCCAUGCAUCACAUGCUCAAGUUAUGCCCACAGAGUCUUCAGUUCAUACAAACCAGGCAGUAGGAAGGUUUCCUGAUGACCCAAUUCCGAUUCACAGCAAGCAGAUAACUGAACAUGUGGAUGUCCCUAGUGCUACCGAGCAUGGGCAGAUUCGUUCUCAGCAUCAAGUUGUCCAUGAACAGCAGGCAGGUGAAAAUCCUAUUGACACAGUCCACAUGGAGCAGGAAAAGGUGGACUCUGCUUGCAAGCCAUCAAGCGAAAAUAGGAAGAGCGCCGAAAAUACUAAAGGAAAUCAUAAGAGGAAAAACAGUAAUUUGAUAAAUGUCCACGCAUCACAGGCACAAGUAAUGCCCACUGAGUCUUUGGUUCAUAUAAAUCAGGCAGACGGAGGGUUUCCUGAUGACACAAUUCCAAAGCACGGCAAGCAGAGAACUGAACAUGUGGCUGUCCCUAGUGCUAUCGAGCAUGAGCAGGUACGUUCUCGGCAUCAAGUUGACCAUGAGCAGCAGGAAGGUGAAAAUCCUAGUGACGGAGUCCACAUGGAGCAGGAAAAGGUGGACUCUGUCUGCAAGCCAUCAAACAAAAAUAUAAAGAGCACCGAAAAUACUAAAGGAAAUCGUAAGAGGAAAAACAAGAAUUUGAUGAAUUCUUCUAAUGAGCGGCCUCAGCUUAGGCGCAGUAAACGCCUGUCAAAGGGAUCAUCACCAGACCUUAUUGAUGUUGAGCCUAUCCAGAAGUUAGAUGCUUCCCCCCAUCAAAAUCAUUCAGAAGCUCCACAGAUUGAGAGUAGCAUAGCUGAUCAAACACUCUCUCCAGAGACUGGGUGGGCACUUCCUAAUCCUGGUUCUAGUUCAUCUCAUGAGCAUGAGAUUCCCCAAAAAAGCUUUAAUGGGAUUGACCAGCUUGAUGGAAGUGAUGAGGAAGUACAUUCAAGUCCAUCAGAUGGUCAAAAUCAGUAUAUGGAUGGACAAGUGGCAGAAGCAGCUUGCAGUGGCAAGAACCACUCGGAGCAGGUUCGACUCAAGCCUCACAGCAAGAAUUUUGCAGAGCAUGGCAGGCCGAUAAACUUGGCUGCUUCAUGCAGCCGCCUUGCUGCCUUGUUGCCUGUUCCAGCUUCCGCUACUUUGCCCACUAUUUCCUCGCUUUCUUCACCUGAAAAGCUACCACCUCAGUGCAGCAGUCCAAUAACACCGCAUAACCAACCACGAGCAGUUAUAUAUUCCCAGGAUGCACAGUGUGAUGAUAUGCUAUCAGGAUCUCUUAGCAAGUCAUCGAAAAAGCGCAAGGGGCGUGGCCCUUCAUUGCUAGUGGAACCACGCGAAGAAGCUGAUAGGCCUGUGUUGACGCCCAGUGGUACAGACAACUGGAGUGUCCACCCGCCGUUUCCUAAGAAGGUAGCAACUACCAUCUCCCUUCUUAUCAAGCAGAACUAUCCUGGGACCUGUAUUUCAGUGGAUGACGAGGGAAGAUCCUGUGAGGUUGUGGUUCACUAUUGGCACCAAUGCCCUCCAGAUGUAAGGGCUACCGUGUUGGAUGAAUUCCUUAAACGCUACAAGUGGGCCCCUGGCCACGAAGAGGAGUGCCAGAAGAUCUUUGAGCGCAAAGCAGUUAGACAGUUAGUUAACCUCUUUUGCUAUGAGAAGCAAAGGGUUAGAGAGGAGUUGGCAGCAAAGAAGUUCAAAGGAUCUACGGUGGUUGGUAGGGCCAAUGGAGAAUUAGAAAAGGGAGACGAUAGAGAAGAUUCAGAGGAACGACAGGGAGAUGGGUCCGUUGUGUCGAUUGACCAUGAUGAUCCACUGAAUUGGAAACCGUUUGUCCCUGAUUGGAUGCAACCAUCAUGGUGGGAAAUGUUGUGUGACCAUUGGGCCCAAGACGAAUUUAUGAAGGUUUCUUACCAAAAGAGAAAGAAUCGGAAUGCAGGAGGCCACCCCUCUGCUGCUGCAGGCUCACAAAUCAUAGCAAUGCACCAGCACCCUAAGGAUACCACAUCCUGGCAUGCUGAGGAGGCCAGAGAUCCUCUGCUAGGCCCCCAUCCUGUGCAAGAGCAGGUGGGUAGCUCGAAGCGUGGGAGGUACCAAGGUACUCCUGUUGCCAGCAAGAAGGCCCAGACUGAUUCAUCGUCAAAAUCCUCCCCAGAUUUCUUGAGCAGACAGGGACAAGAGCCAAGAUUCACACAGGAGCAGGUGCAGCUGAUGAUUAACCAAGCUCUACAAGGACUGAAUGAAACUUGGGAGAAGAAGUUUCUGUCCUUGGAGCAAAACAUGCGCAGCGUGCCCUCGGCACGUGCUGUUCCUGUCGGUGCUAAGACUAGGUCAGCUGUGGCUGUUGCAAGGGACAAGCGAUGCCAGAUUUCACGGCAGGACACAUUUGAUUCGGCGGAGGGAGAGGAAGAUCCAGACGACGGCGAGGAGCAGGAUGAUGUGCGUUGGAGUUAGACCCAACGCGCCAACGCGGGCCUCCUGUUGUGGCUCAGAUUUUGUCUAUCGGAGGACGGUGCGUCUGCACGGGAGCAAUCAAUCAGCCCCGCGUGCGUGCAGCUCAGGGUGUAAAUCAUGUGCGAAUCCCUUUGACCCAGUUAGAUCAUGUGCAUAUGUUUUCAAAGUCGUCGCUCUGAACUCGCUUCUCCGACGCGGCUUGCGGUGGCCGUGUUGGUUUGUUUGGCGCGGAGGCGUCUGGCGUCGUGACCUUCGCUUUACCGCCGGCCAUCACGCGGUGCGGCACGCCACCUGCGCGUGGCCACGCGCUGGCGGCCCCGUCCGUCGUGGGCAACGUGACGCCUGUCUGCCUGACCCGGUUUCCCUGCAUCCUCCUGCUCGCUCGUGUCGCCGGUCUUUGGACAUAAAAUAAUCCGGCGCUGUAGUUCGUCAGCCGCGUUUCAAUAAGAUAGAUCAGAAUGAUUAGUUCCUAGGUUUGGCGUUGGAUCGUCUCAUCAUCCAAUCCAGUAGCUCUUGGCGUCAAAUCACCGGCAGCGAGACGGAGAAGUCCAUCCACCCAUAUUCAAAAUCUUGAACUUCCGCCCUCCGUUCCCAAGCCCUGGCAUCUCGCACCUCCCAACUCUCGAUACUACGAGACCAACCAGAAUUCGAGCGCUAGCUUUGUAGCUUUACGACGAUGUGGAGCGGCAGCCCGAGCCAAUCAGCCGAUUCGGUCGGCCACGGCCAAGGGAGGCCGCCCAACCACCCGUCGUCGGUCGGUUGCGGUCGCAGCCUUGCAGGUGUAAAAGAGACCUGUCGGCGUGGUCAGACAAAAAGCGAAUCGGGUCCGCGAGCGACCGCACAGCGCGCCGGGGCGGAAAGCCACGGCGAACGGGGAGACGGCGACGUCACGGCGGGCCCCGCGCGGCGCCGGCCGCCGAUCCACGCCCCACUAUAUUAAAUUUCAUAAACAAGUGCGGAUAUCCCAUCCAAUCCACUGGCCGAGCGGCGGCCGGGCGCACACGCGUGUGGAACGGGGAACCCCGGGGGCCCCCACCGCCACACGGCUCCCCACCUCGUCCGCCCGCCGCCGCCCCCGCAGUCGUGUCCGUGCCCACCCGUUUGGCCGCCUGCGUGCGGUGCUCGACCGCGUUGACAUGUGGACGCCGCAACGGUGGACGCGCGCGCGCGAUCCGGGAGGCGCGGGGAGCGCGACACGGACACGGACGGUGUGGAAACUUGGUUGCGGUGGGCGACGCGGGCGGUGGGACUUCUGGGAUCUGCGUGCGGUGUGCGCUGUGCGGGGUGCGGGGACGUGACGCAACCCGGCACCCACCACCCACCGCGGCGAGCGGCGAGCGGCGUGGGCUGCCUCGGCCCCGAAAGCAGGCGGCUGGAGCGAUUCGUGAUCCGCUGCGGUGGACGACGUGCGCGCUCCAGGGGCGCUGGAGUGAGCGCACCGAAUGUGAGUGCCAUAUGACGCCGAGCGAGCUGCGUCCUAGAGCAAAACCAAUUUCGUUGCAUGUUCUUUUUUUAAAAAAAAAUAUCGUUGCAUGGUUUGGUAGGUA